This is a messenger RNA of Planococcus citri (citrus mealybug), 2374 nucleotides long. RefSeq names its product solute carrier family 35 member C2. The coding region runs from base 242 to 1387 and encodes 381 amino acids. Gene Ontology annotation, biological process: UDP-glucose transmembrane transport. The transcript is spliced from 8 exons. Gene Ontology annotation, molecular function: antiporter activity. Gene Ontology annotation, cellular component: cis-Golgi network; endoplasmic reticulum-Golgi intermediate compartment; Golgi apparatus. NCBI's taxonomy places the organism in Eukaryota, Metazoa, Arthropoda, Insecta, Hemiptera, Pseudococcidae. The record is from RefSeq and is a predicted model, not a curated record.
GUUUUCGUUUAUUUUCAUCUACGUUGACGAUUUUCAUAUCAAAUUAUUCGUUUUUCCAUACAUAAUUAAUUUGCAUUUCACAGCCGGUUCAUUCAGUCAUUGCUGAGAAUGAUCCUCUUUAAUUUAUUCGCAGUUAAAUUUCAUUCCGAAAUGAAUUUUACUCCGUGUCUGUGUCGUACAACUUUGUAACAUACGUUCUUCCACUCUUCCUUCAGAUUGAACUUCGUACUUCGCUGGGUAAAUGGCGAAAGUAAUUUUGAAAAAUUCAACAAGUAACAAGGAUAACGCUAAAUACGGCCAGAAUGCAGAAUGGUUAAAGUUAACAGUAUCGACUAGUUUUAUAAUCUUCGUGUACUUCAUAUUUUCCAUCGGUUUAACCUUCUAUCAACGUUGGUUCCUGUUGAAAUAUAAACUUCCAUUGACUGCUGUAUCAUGUCAUCUCGUUAUAAAGUAUUUCCUAGCCGCCGUAUUCCGGCGUAUAUUUCAAUGUAUCACCGGCAAGAAGAGAAUAUCGUUGAAUUGGACGACGAAUUUUACGAAACUGGCUCCUAUAGGAUUUGCCGGAGGAAUGGACGUGGCGUUUUCUAAUUGGGGAUUGGAGCUUAUAACUGUAUCUUUAUACACGAUGACUAAAUCUACUGCGAUUGUUUUUAUUCUACUAUUCGCACUUAUUUUUCGUCUGGAGAAAAAGUCAUGGGGCAUAUUUCUGAUUGUAUUUAUGAUUUCUGGAGGCUUAUUUAUGUUUACUUAUAAAUCUACCCAAUUCAAACUAAGUGGUUUUUUACUUGUAUUGUUGGCGUCUUUCAUAAGUGGUCUUCGUUGGACUUUGACUCAAUUUGUCAUGCAGCAGAGUAAUUUAGGGUUACGAAAUCCUAUUGAUAUGAUGUACCAUAUUCAACUGUGGAUGUUCCUUUUAAUUUGGCCUUUCUCAAUUCUGAUGGAAGGUUCUUUAGUCGUUGAUGAAAUAAGCGUCAAAAAAAAUACGUACGAGUUGGCUGUUCUCGUUAUUAGCGGAUCUUUGAUAGCUUUUGCUUUAGAAGUCACUGAAUUUUUAGUCGUAUGGCAUACAUCUAGUUUAACAUUCGCUGUCUCCGGUAUUGUAAAAGAAGUCUGCACGGUUGUCUUAGCUGUAGAAUGGAACGGUGACGCGAUGACUCUAGUCAAUUUUUUCGGACUAUUAUUAUGCAUAGGCGGCGUUAUAUGUCACGUAAUUCAUAAAGCGCAGAAUGUCAAAGACGUCCAUCAGAAAAUAAUAAACGACGAAGCUUCGGCUGUUUUCCUUCCAAUUCCUAACGAUUCUUCGGAAGAAGAUAUAGGCAAUUUCGACGACGACUCUUCCACCGAAGUAUUAUUCAAUGUUUUACAAAUCGGAGAAAAGCCCAGAUAGUCGACAGCGUAACAAAUUCACAACGUCGAUUACCAACAAGUCAAGCAAAAAGCGUUACCGAUUGAAACGCCUUUCUCGUUAUUCUGGGAUCGUAAAUUUCCGUGUUAAUUCUAGUCAUAUGAUAGAUUAUAUACUAUGUUUUUCUCAUUGAGUACCUAUUUGAACCGCUCGGGCGAGAGAUUUUUCAAUGCAUUUAUUUUCGAUUUGCUAAAUUUUCAUUAGCGAGCGGUAUUUCCUUGACGAGGAAUUUCCUUAUCGGGCGUAAACAAAUUUCAUUCCGAAUAAAGUAUUAUUUUAACGGACCCUUUUCGUAAUAUAAUUACUAAUAUAAAGAGAUAUAUCAUAUCCGUUUCGAGAUAUCACAUUUAUACACUGUCUGUCGACCUUGAAUAUUUUAUAACGUUAUAUCAUUUUUUUGAGUAACGAAAAUUUACACAAUUUUCUGCGAUCUGAAAUACAACAUUGUUACCACUUUACAUUGGCGAAGUGCUGUAAAACGAGUACACUUAAUUUAUACAUUCCAUUUUUCUUUUCUUUUUUUCUAGUUUUUAACUAUACUUACCUCACUUUAUUCCGUAUUUCGUUUUCUUCCAUGAAAUACAAUGUAUAAUUAUUGUUAGUCGAUAAUUUGUACAAGUUUUGUACUAAAAAGUUUACCAAUUUCGUACUGGGCCUAUGUUUAUAUUUUCAUUUGUUGUGACCUUUUUUUUUAUAUACAUAUAUAUCCGUUGAAAAAUUAUGUGAACUGCUUUUUUUUUUAAUAUAGAGAUCUCUUAGCAACGAAGUACGUUAAUUUUUUUCACGUUAUGUUCAUGAUCGUUUGUAAUAAAUCGUCUAAAAAUAUGAUUUCUAAUUUUCAGUUGUUAUAAGAUCACUUGAAAAAAGCACUUGCAACUAGUUACCUGAAAAUACUUAAACCGAUGUAAAACGUGUACAUUUGUAGAUUUUUUUAAGAUGUCGAAUACAAAAUAAAUUUUGCUCUAGGAA